AUGCUGCAGUUCAUGUGCGAAGAAGGACGUGUGCUUACAGCCCCUGCAGUGCAGAAGUGUCUUGAUGGGCACAUGGAUUUGCCAUCGUGUAUCUCUGAAAGAGGGAAAAACUGCAGCCACCCACCCACUAUUCAAAAUGGAGACAUUGUUACUUGGUAUCAGGAGCAGUACACCUCUGGUUCUUCAGUAGAAUUCAAAUGCCAAAAAUAUUAUGCUAUGGAAGGACAUAACAAGUCUUUUUGUGACAAUGGGAACUGGACCAAAGUGCCUGCUUGCUUAGAAAUUACAUGUAAUUCCCCAAGUGUGGCUGCUGGUACUUUCAGACCACAAAGAAAUGUGUACCAAUAUGAGGAUUUUAUUCUUAUCACCUGUGACAGCAGUUCUCGGGUAGACAAAGAGCAGCAUUUUGCCGAAUGCACAAGGAAUGGAUGGUCACCUGCACCAGAGUGUGGCAACAGAACCUGCCGUGAGCCACCUACAGUUGCCAAUGGUGAUAUUGUGAAAGGAGCAGCCAACUCUUAUCCACCUGGGCACCAAGUGCAUUAUCAGUGCUAUGAAGGAUUUGCAAUGAAGGGAUCAGCCACUGUAACAUGUGAGAGGAAGACAUGGUCUGAGCCACCAAGGUGUGAAGAUACAACAUGUCCUCCUCCACCUGGAAUUGCUAAUGGGCAGAUUAAAGGUCAAAGAAAGCAAAAGUAUCUGCAUAUGGAAUGGGUACACUAUCUUUGUUUUCCAGGAUACCUUCUCACUGGAAAUCCUACAGUAAGAUGUUUGGACAAGCAAUGGACAGAAGCACCAAUUUGCAGAGAUGCUGAAGGAAAAUGUCCUCUCCCACCUCUCAUAGAAAAUGGAGAUAUUGUGAACAUUCCAAAAACAGAAUAUCUGCCAGGAGAAUCUGUACAAUAUCAAUGCCAAAAUUUCUACAAAAUGGAAGGGUCUCCAACGGUAACUUGUAACAAUGGCGAUUGGUCAGCUGAACCAAGAUGCCUAGUUCCUUGUACAGCAUCAGAAGAAGACAUGGGUCGUAACAACAUUAAGCUGAGGUGGAAAUCUGAUACAAAACUAUAUUCAGAAUCUGGAGAUACCAUAGAAUUCACCUGCAUACAUGACUUUAGUCUGGCUCAAGGCUCUCCUCCAUUCCGAGCUCAGUGUCGAGAUGGCACAAUCACAUAUCCAAGAUGUGAAUGAGUGAUUUAAGCAUGCAAGAGACUUUUUCAACUGGCCAAUGGUCUUUCCUCAUCACUGAACACGUCUUUACAAUACUAUCUAAUCAAGCUGGAUUUUGCAACUAUAUUUUCCUGACGAAUGUGCAACUGCUCCCGAUGCAAUAGGGACCUGGAAUGGGACGCCUUUUCUCAGCAGCCUCACGAUGACUCAGCAGUUGCCCAUCAUGACCAGCAAAGAUCGCCAUGGGCAACUCAUGAAAUGGCUGCAAACACAGCUGUAGGCCACUUUUGAUAACAUUCAGUGUAAAGCAUUAAAAAAGUGAUGCUAUAGAAAGGAAGGGAGGAAAAAUGACCCUGGAAACAAGUGGGGGAGUAUUUUGCAAAUACAUUUCUGAGUCAAGAAGCUCAACUCUUUUUGAGAAUGUCCAUGGCUGGGUAUAAUUACAAUAGCUCACUAUUCUGAAUA
Messenger RNA from Varanus komodoensis (Komodo dragon), 1632 nucleotides. Its product is annotated as complement factor H-related protein 1-like. The transcript is spliced from 8 exons. NCBI's taxonomy places the organism in Eukaryota, Metazoa, Chordata, Lepidosauria, Squamata, Varanidae. The coding region runs from base 1 to 1188 and encodes 395 amino acids. The record is from RefSeq and is a predicted model, not a curated record.